AUGUUAUUUCGUGCAUUAGUCUGUCCUUUGACUACAAACUGGCAGGCCUGGGUUUUCACCAGUGACAUUGCAAAUGCUGGCACAGAUGCUAAUGUGUACAUGGUGAUCUAUGGAGACAAGGGAAAGUCGGAUGACAUUCCGCUUCAGAAUAAAGGAAACACAUUUGAAAAAGGACAGGUCGACACAUUUCGCUUUAGUACAAAUGAUGUUGGGAAGCCGUACAAAAUUAGAGUUUGGCAUGAUAACUCAGGGACGUUUGCUGGCUGGCAUUUGGAUAAGGUUAAAGAAGGGGAGGUAACUUUCAUCUGUAACCGCUGGUUGGCUGAGGAUGAAGAUGAUGGACUUAUUGAGAGGGAAAUAACUGCUACUGGGGCACAGAUGUUGAGUAAUGUUGGUCAGCUGCAGAAAGUCCGCAUUGGGCAUGAUGGUAAAG
This is a messenger RNA of Candidula unifasciata, 433 nucleotides long. Lineage: Eukaryota; Metazoa; Mollusca; Gastropoda; Stylommatophora; Geomitridae. The record is from the annotation of a GenBank genome assembly.